AUACGGACCAUCUCAUACUCUCUCGUGUCAAUGGCGUUAGCGCAACUGAGUGCAGAGCUCCUGCUCUUGGUCGCAUCUCAUCUCUCGCAACCCGACCUCCUCAAUGUGUCGUUGACAAGCAAGCACUUGCGCGUAGCCACAGAGCCUGCAUUAUAUCGCGAGUUCCACCCUCCUUGUCUCCGACGCCGCCCUUUGUCGAAAUUCAUCAAAGCCUUGCUGAAAGAUCCGAAAAGGCCCAACUACGUGCGCAGUCUGCGGCUUCCCGAGUGGGAGACGAUAGAACCAGGGAAUAUGGAGAACGAUUCUUGGCAUGAUCAUAUUAUAAUACAAGCGGCCAUUACCGGAGGGAAGAGAAUAUACUACUCUAUGACUACAGGGUGGGACCCCUACAAAGUACCCGGUGAGUGUCUCAGUCAAGGAGACUACGACCUGUUUACGAGCGCGGCAAUUACGAGUGGUUAUUUGAGAAAUGUAACGCCUUACGCCAAAGGUGCUGUCGAGUUGAAAAGCUGGGAGAAAAACUAUGACGCCUAUCGCGCGACGCUGUUCUACUGGUAUUACUUUUCGACGGCAAACCUCGAAAGCCUACCCCUGGAUGAGCAGUUCUGCCACUUGCUGAAGGCUGGAGUUGACGAAGCGUACAUGAUGCUUCUGCUGAGUCUCUUGACCAACUUGAGAUGUCUAUCAUUUCCUUGCGUCCCAGCCCGGAGGACACUGCCGUGGGCGAGGGCGCUGCAGCGAUUUUCCUCGUUGCGAGAGUUCACUGCCAUACCCGAAUCAUAUUAUAGCAACGAGUACCACCCGUUAUCCUUCUGGGUCAACGUCCUCACACUACCAACUUUGGAGCUGUUUACGGCCCAUGGUUGCGCAGGUGGGUGGGUUCAACCCGAUGAAGUCGUAAUGCGUAGCCCUUGCACACGGCUUUCGGAUUCUUCGAGCAUAACACGGCUCGUGUUGGAAAGUUGCGGUUUAGAGUACGGUGAUCUGGAGACAGUGCUAGGACGAUGUCGUAACUUGAAAACCUUCCGAUACUCAAUCCAAAGAUACCGGAGAGCGACCGUAACGUCGAAGCGGAUCAUUGAGUUAUUGGCACCGUUUCAGAUGACGCUCGAGGAGCUUUUCCUCGACAACGACUCCUAUGCCUAUUGGCGACGCUUUCAUCAUGAGGAUGUCUUCGUUGAUGAACCUUUCACCUCGCUAGCUCAAUUCUGUCAUCUUGAGAGACUUUGGCUACCGACACACAUGUUCGGCAAUCUUCCUGUAGCAAGGGAAGAGUACCGCGACCCUGCCGUGAUAAGCACUUUUGCUGGAAGUCUACCCCCCAGCUUGAAAGAAUUCAAGCUCUACGAUUCACACACCUAUCCGCUUCUUACACAUCCGGUUCUUGACUGUCUAGUCGAGACUGCCAGCGUCAAGUUGCCAGAUCUUACAACCCUCGAGGUAAUAUCCAGCCAUGACCAUUCCAAGGAGGACUUGAACAUCAUCGAAGAAGAAAGAGAGAUACGCCGAGACUCUGGUACAACUUUUACUUAUAAAUUUAGGUGGUCCCAUUUCAACGGCUUCCAAUUGCCGCAGACUGCGGAGGAGAAGAAAUGGUACAGCCGUGCCGCAACAGAGUACACAUGCUGGGAUGAGGAUCGCUAUGCCAUAAAAUCAUGGGAUGCGUUGCAGAUGCCGAACAUUUUGAGUAGGGAAGAAGUAGAUGAGAAGGAACAUGAGGAGAUUCUCACGAUUCUGGCUGAACUCGAAGACGCGCCUACGUGCAACGACGAGAUCCGUGAAUUGCUCGAGACGGAGUUCGACGAGGUCGCCGCGAUGGGAUUGCAGUUCGUUUAGGAUGCCGCGUGAUGCUGAUGCGACGGACCUGGUUCUCGGAGCAUGGCCAUGCAGGGAAUUAUACCGUUCCAAGAAUGAAGAUUAGUCUACCAGUUGUUAAGGUUCUCCGAACGGCACGGCCACAUGCAAUGCGGAUCACGUGAACAGAAUGUUAACGGUCGAUCCUUCCGAGAAUUGACGUCAUUCAUGUGUUGCGGGG
This is a messenger RNA of Paraphaeosphaeria sporulosa, 2035 nucleotides long. RefSeq lists its product as uncharacterized. The record is from RefSeq and is a predicted model, not a curated record. The transcript has 3 exons. The coding region runs from base 31 to 1836 and encodes 601 amino acids. Gene Ontology annotation, molecular function: protein binding. Lineage: Eukaryota; Fungi; Ascomycota; Dothideomycetes; Pleosporales; Didymosphaeriaceae.